Cavia porcellus (domestic guinea pig) is the source of this 5854-nucleotide messenger RNA. RefSeq names its product DENN domain containing 4B (gene Dennd4b). The coding region runs from base 555 to 5081 and encodes 1508 amino acids. Gene Ontology annotation, molecular function: protein binding. Gene Ontology annotation, biological process: regulation of Rab protein signal transduction. Lineage: Eukaryota; Metazoa; Chordata; Mammalia; Rodentia; Caviidae. The record is from RefSeq and is a predicted model, not a curated record. Gene Ontology annotation, cellular component: cytoplasmic vesicle. The transcript is spliced from 28 exons.
UUCCACCUAGUCGCCUUUGCAUGCUGCCUCAGGCACGGGACACCCGUUCGCUUCCAGCACGUGAAGAAGGGAGCCGUGCCCAGUUAAAUCCGGGGGUUGACGCUGGCUCCUGGCUUCACCUCCUAGACACGGAGGCUAAAUUUAGCAGGGGUUGGUGCUCAUGUGUCCAGAGGCCAGAUUAAGCAGAGAGCCCUGCUCCCGGAGAUGCCGUUAGUACUGGUUUUCUGGGGUGCAUCUUGGAGCCAUUCAGUCUUCCUUCCUUGCUCAGGGCUUCUGGUCUGAGGUCCUGGCUGGGCAAGAUGCUGUGCUGGCACCUUCAGCUGCACCACCCCCUCCACAGCCACCACAGUGACACUGCACACACCCAUAGGCCGACUUCUGCCGAGCUGUAGCUUCCCCUCACUGUUUCAGGAAGUCACCUCCCUUCCCCUCCAAAGCACCCCCACGUCUCCCGGCUCCUGCUGCAAGCCACCCACCAGGCACUUUCCCAGCUUCUGCACCCCAGGGCGCCUCAGGAUCCUUGGGGGCUACUAUUCCCAGGGUCAGGUCGGGCGAUGGAGGCAGAUGCUGUGAGUGAAGGGGGUGUCAUGGCGGAGGAGCGACCCCCCCGGCUCGUGGAUUAUUUCGUGGUAGCUGGGCUUGCGGGGAACAGAGCACCUAUACCUGAGGAGACUCGGAUUCCUGAACCCAGUGGGCUCCUGCGCCCUUCCCGGCCAGCUGAGCCCAUCACAGAUGUGGCAGUCAUCGCCAGGGCACUGGGCGAGGAGGUGCCCCAGGGCUACACCUGCAUCCAGACUUCUGCUGGAGGCCACCCUUUGGAACUGAGUGCUGGGCUCCUGGGUGGAACCCAGCCCGUCAUCUGCUAUCGCAGGGGUCGUGACAAGCCACCCCUCGUUGAGCUGGGGGUGUUUUAUGAAGGGAAGGACCGACCCAAGCCUGGCUUCCAAGUGCUUGACACAACACCCUACAGCCACUCAGCCAACCUGGCCCCUCCGGGCCCUGGGCAUCCCCGAACCUACCUCACUUACCGACGGGCAGCAGAGGGGGCAGGGCUACAUGCUCUGGGCAUCACUGACCUCUGCCUGGUACUGCCCAGCAAGGGCGAGGGCCCUCCUCAUACUUAUUGCCGACUGCCCCGCAACCUCAACCCUGGCAUGUGGGGCCCUGCAGUGUACCUGUGCUACAAGGUGGGCCUGGCCAAGGCCAACACGCUGGUGUAUGAGGCAGAACUGCUGGGCCGCUACCCAGAGGAGGACAACGAGGCCUUCCCACUUCCCGAGUCAGUGCCCGUCUUCUGCCUGCCCAUGGGGGCUACCAUCGAGUGCUGGCCUGCCCAGACCAAAUAUCCUGUGCCCGUCUUCUCCACCUUUGUGCUCACGGGGGCCGCUGGUGAUAAGGUAUAUGGUGCUGCCCUGCAGUUCUACGAGGCAUUCCCAAGGGCCCGGCUGUCUGAGCGGCAGGCACAGGCACUAGGCCUGCUGAGCGCUGUGGAGCGGGGCCGGGCACUAGGGGGCCGAGCUGUGCGCAGCCGGAGGGCCAUUGCUGUGCUGUCCCGCUGGCCUGCCUUCCCUGCCUUCCGCGCCUUCCUCACCUUCCUCUACCGCUACUCUGUUUCCGGCCCCCACCGCCUGCCAUUGGAAGCGCACAUCUCCCACUUCAUUCACAACGUGCCAUUCCCCUCCCCACAGAGACCCCGCAUCCUAGUGCAGAUGUCUCCCUAUGACAACCUGCUCCUCUGUCAACCUGUGUCCUCGCCCCUGCCCCUGAGUGGUGCCAGCUUCUUGCAGCUGCUGCAGAGCCUGGGCCCUGAGCCGGCUGUCACACUGCUGCUAGCUGUGCUCACAGAGCACAAGCUACUGGUUCACUCGCUGCGGCCAGACUUGCUCACCAGUGUCUGCGAGGCCCUUGUUUCAAUGAUCUUCCCACUGCACUGGCAAUGCCCCUACAUUCCGCUGUGCCCCCUGGUACUGGCAGAUGUACUGAGUGCCCCUGUGCCCUUCAUUGUGGGCAUCCACUCCAGCUACUUCGAUCUGCAUGAUCCACCUGCUGAUGUCAUCUGUGUUGAUCUUGACACGAACACACUCUUCCCGACAGAAGAAAAGAAGCCCCUUUCUCCUCGGAUCCUGCCCCGUAAACCCUACAAGGUUCUGCUGGCCACACUGACAAACCUGUACCAGCAACUGGACCAGACUUAUACAGGACCUGAGGAGGAGGCAUCCCUGGAGUUUCUGCUGACAGACUAUGAGGCAGUGUGUGGCCGUCGGGUUCGCCUGGAGCGGGAGGUCCAGGGAGCCUUCCUGCGCUUCAUGGCCUGUCUGCUCAAAGGCUACCGGGACUUCCUGCGCCCGCUCACUCAGGCCCCCUCUGAGGGUGCACGUGAUGUGGACAACCUUUUCUUCCUUCAGGGUUUCCUUAAGUCCCGAGAACGCUCCAGUCACAAGCUGUACUCCCAACUGCUACACACACAGAUGUUCUCCCAGUUUAUUGAGGAGUGUUCUUUUGGCUCUUCACGGCAUGCUGCCCUCGAGUUUUUUGACUCUUGUGUUGACAAGGUCCACCCAGAGCAGGAGAAGCCUGAGCCCACACCCUUAGUGGAACUGGAGGAGCUGUCAGGAAAUGAGCUCACAGUCUUCAUCACACCCCCAGAGGAGCCCCCAGUACCAGAAGGCAGCGAAUCCACUCCCCAGUACUGCUAUGAUGGGUUCCCAGAGCUACGGGCUGAGCUAUUUGAGUCUCUUCAAGAGCAAGCAGGGACCCUGCCUGUGCCUGGGCCAACCCGUAGUGCCCCUAGCAGCCCUGCCCCUCGACGUACCAAACAGGAGAUGAAGGUUGCACAGCGGAUGGCACAGAAGUCAGCAAUGGCCCCUGAGCUGUGGGCCCGGUGCCUGCUGGGACACUGCUAUGGACUAUGGUUUCUGUGUCUUCCUGCCUACGUGCGCUCAGCACCCUCCCGAGUUCGAGCAUUGCACACAGCCUACCAUGUACUGCGUGAGAUGGAGAGCCGCAAGGUGGUGCUUCCCGAUGAGGUAUGUUACCGCGUGUUGAUGCAGCUCUGUUCACACUACGGGCAGCCAAUACUAUCUGUGCGGGUCAUGCUGGAGAUGCGGCGGGCAGGCAUCGUGCCCAACACCAUCACCUAUGGUUACUACAACAAGGCUGUGUUGGAAAGCAAGUGGCCAUCAGGUACACCAGGUGGACGUCUGCGCUGGGCCAAGCUCCGGAAUGUUGUACUGGGUGCUGCUCAGUUUCGCCAGCCCUUGAGAGACAGGCAGCAGCGGCAGCAGCAGCAGCAGCAGCAGCAGCAGCAGCAGCGACAGCGACAGCAGGCAGCAGCUCCCCAGGAAGCAGGCAGCUCCCAGACAGAGUCCUAUGUGCAGCGCCCUUCUCCUACCCGCCCACUUCAGCGCCAAACCACUUGGGCCGGGCGAAGUCUGCGGGACCCGGCCUCACCCACUGGGCGCCUGGUGAAGAGUGGCAGCCUGGGUAGUGCCCGAGGGGCGCAGCCGACUGUGGAGGCUGGUGUGGCCCACAUCAUAGAGGCUUUGGGAGUUCUGGAACCCCGAGGACCACCUGUGCUCUGGCACGAUGGGAGUCUUUCAGACCUGAGCCUGACAGGGGAGGAGCUGGCACCUGGAGGCAGCCCAGGGGGCUCAGGCUCAGCCCUGAGUACCCAGUCCACAGAAGCCCUGGAAGGGCUGAGUAGACGAGGGUCCAAGGCUGGUGGAAGCCAGGAUGAGAUGGGCACCCCCCGACGAGGGCUGGGUGCCCGCCUCCAGCAGCUGCUCACGCCUUCCCGCCGUUCCCCUGCCUCCCGUGUCUCCUCUUCAGAGGUGCCAUCUGACCUCCCUGUCGCAGCUCGCUCUAGCCCCAGGGACAGCCUCCUGUGGCCCCGGGAGCGCCCUGGAUCCACUGCCUCUGAGCAGAGCUCAGCCUCUCUGGGCAGUGAGUGGGACCUCUCAGAGUCUUCUGUCAGCAGCCUGAGCCUCCGUCAUUCCUCAGAGCGCCUCAGUGACACACCUGGAUCCUUCCAGCCACCCUCCUUGGAAAUUCUGCUGUCCAGCUGCUCCUUGUGCCGUGCCUGUGACUCACUGGUGUACGAUGAGGAGAUCAUGGCUGGCUGGGCACCUGAUGACUCCAACCUCAACACCACAUGUCCCUUCUGUGCCUGCCCCUUUGUGCCUCUACUCAGUGUCCAGACCUUUGAUUCCCGACUCAGCGCCUCCAGCCCCAAGCCUGCCCCUACUGGCAGCAAAGAUGCUCCUGUCCCUGGGGGUCCUGGCCCUGUACUCAGUGAUCGCAGGCUCUGUCUUGCCCUGGAUGAGCCCCAGCUCUGCAAUGGGCACAUGGCGGGUGCCCCCCGGCGGGUCGAGAGUGGGGCGUGGGCAUACCUGAGCCCCCUGGUGCUGCGGAAGGAGCUGGAGUCACUAGUAGAGAAUGAGGGGAGUGAGGUAUUGGCAUUGCCUGAGCUGCCGGCUGCCCACCCCAUUAUCUUCUGGAACCUUCUGUGGUAUUUCCAACGGCUGCGCCUCCCUAGUAUUCUACCAGGCCUGGUGCUGGUCUCCUGUGAUGGGCCCCCGCACCCCCAGGCUCCAUCUCCUUGGCUCACCCCUGACCCAGCCUCUGUGCAGGUGCGGCUGCUGUGGGAUGUUCUGACUCCAGACCCCAACAGCUGCCCACCCCUGUAUGUGCUCUGGAGGCUCCACAGUCAGAUCCCACAGCGGGUGGUCUGGCCAGGCCCGGUACCUGAAUGUCUUAGCUUGGCGUUGUUGGAGUCAGUGCUGCGCCAUGUCGGACUCAAUGAAGUGCACAAGGCUGUGGGGCUCCUUUUGGAAACUCUGGGGCCCCCUUCCACUGGCCUGUACCUGCAGAGGGGCAUCUACCGUGAGAUCUUAUUUCUGACAUUGGCUGCUCUGGGCAAAGACCACGUGGACAUAGUGGCCUUUGACAAGAAGUACAAGUCCGCCUUUAACAAGCUGGCCAGCAGCAUGGGCAAGGAGGAGCUGAGGCAGCGGCGAGCACAGAUGCCCUCUCCUAAGGCCAUCGACUGCCGGAAAUGUUUUGGAGCACCUCUGGAGUGCUAGGGACCUUUAAGCUUCCCUCUCCAGCCUGGGUGGAGAGCUGAGGAGAAAGGAAUCUAGAGAUAACAGGAUUUCUUGUCCGCUUCACAGAGGAGUGGGGAACAGGCUGGGAAGCCUGUUGAGCCACGGACCCCCUGGGGCAGCAGGAAGAAGGCCCCACUGUUAGCAAAAGUCACAAUUCGCUAUCCCAGCCUGCCCAAUUUGUUCAUGCUGAUGUUGGGGGAGCACUGGCGGGGAGUUGGUAUGGCUCUGUUCCUCCCCUGUUCUAUUUCAGGAACUACUCUCCAGGGUACUCACAGAUCUGCAUUGCCCUGGUCAUUUUAGAAGUUUUUGUUUUAAAAAACAUCUGGAAAGCUACAGAGCUGCUGAGCCUUCUCCUUGAAUUGGGAGCAAAGGUUCUCAUUCCCCACCAGUGAGAGUCCCUCAUCCCUGCAUUGCUGAAGGAGCCCAUGGCUCUCCAUGCCUUUCUACCUUAGUGUUUGUAUUUUAUUUUAAAUUAUUUAUUCUGGAGCCACAGCCCUCUUCUGAGGUUUUUACAGAGUAAGAAAGGGAGGGAAGUGGAGCACCAUGGUUUGUAGCUCCUUGAAAGCUGGGCAGCGGGAGCUAGAGGAGUUGCAAGCUGUCUUUGGGACAAACUGGUACCUCUUCAGUCCUUCCCGUCCUCUCCAUCUCGGGGAAUUCCUCACCCACCCAGGGCCCUGACCAGUGCAAUAAGGAUUGUUCCCUGUGAAGUUUUGUUGGAUGUAAAUAUAGUAAAAGCUGCUUCUGACUUUUUC